AAGAAGGACGGCUCCUACCGAACCCGAGACCAACUCACUUCCAAAUGGAGCCACAUCAACAAAAAAGUGCGAAAGUUUAUGGGAGUUUACGAGGAAUGCUCCCGGUCCCGGAGGAGCGGCAUGAACGACGCCGAUGUUCUCCGGCUUGCCACGACCCGGUAUCAAGACGACGGGAACCAAGGCAAGUGGCAACAACUCAACAAUCCCGACGGCGAACCGUUCCGGACCGACGGCGGAUCAUUCCGGAAAAGAUCCACCGUCGACGCCCAGGUUGAGGUUGACGAGACUAUCGGUUCUACCGAUCAAAUCCCUCCCUUCAACGUUGCGGAUUCCGAUGACGAAGACCCCAUUCCACGGCCGAUCGGAAGAAAGAAGGCAAAAUCCAUUGCCUCUGGUUCGGGAGGGUCCGCCUCUUUUUCCGCUUCUCCCCGCGACGAAAUCGGCCUGGCAAUGGUUGAACAACUUCGGGCGUUCAAUCUCCAGGAACAAGAGAGGUUGAAGCUAAAGGAGAAGGAGUUGAAGAUAAAGGAGCAAGAGGCCGAGAUGAAAGUCAUGCAAACCGACCCCGGGACGUUAUCGGAGUUUGGACGAAUUCUCUACGAGCAAAGAAUGAGAGAACUCAAGGAGAAAUAUAAUUUACCUUAGUUUUUUUUAUUAAUGUAUCUUUUUUUUUAAAAUUUAUUGUCGCUUUUUUUAUUGAAUUAAUGUAUUUUUUUUAU
Messenger RNA from Cuscuta campestris, 719 nucleotides. The record is from the annotation of a GenBank genome assembly. NCBI's taxonomy places the organism in Eukaryota, Viridiplantae, Streptophyta, Magnoliopsida, Solanales, Convolvulaceae.